AAAGUGAUAAACGAAUUAUUGGUUGUGUAUACCAAUCAGUUACUUGACAACGAGCAUUCUGGAUCCCGAGCUUUGCUUAGAAAUGAUCAGCAUGUCACUGCUGAAGACAUGGACUUGGUGCAACAGUCUGAAGAUACGGUAAGUAACAAGAUUGCUAUAAAGCGCGUGCUUCUAAGAUUGAAAUGAGACGGAGGAGUAUAGUUGAGUUUGAGGAAGGAUGGGAUUUUAUACAGAAGGGAAUCAAAAAAGUGAAGAGAAUUCUGGAAGGAAAGCCAGAAUCAUUCAGGGCUGAAGAAUCCAUGAUGUUAUACACAGUUAUAUAUAACAUGUGUUCACAGGCACCUCCUCACAGUUACGCUCCGCAGCUGUAUGAUAAGUACAAGGAAGUACUUGAUGAAUACAUCAAUUCCACCGUUCUCCCUGCUUUAAGAGAGAAGCAGGAUGCUGAGUUAAUGUUGAGGGAGCUUGUGAAGAGGUGGGAAAAUCAUAAAUGUAUGAUCAGGUUUCUCUCACGGUUCUUCUAUUAUCUUUCACUGUAUCAUAUUCCUCGACGCAAUCUAUCUACACUGGACAAAGCUGGUCUGACAUGCUUCCACAAUUUGGUUUAUCAGGAGUUGAGUGGUAAAGCUAUAAAUGCAGUUAUUGUGUUGAUUGAAAAAGAACGUGAGGGUGAGCAGAUUGAUAGAGCUUUAGUGAAGAACGUUCUUGAUAUAUUUGUUGCAAUUGGAAGGGGGGAAAUGGAGUAUUAUGUUGAUGACUUUGAAGAUGCAAUGCUUAGAGAUACUGCAACUUAUUAUUCUCGAAAAGCUUCAAGUUGGAUCGUGGAAGAUUCUUAUUCGGAUUAUAUGUUGAAGGUGGAAGAGUGCUUGAAGAAAGAGAAGGAAAGAGUGUCUCAUUAUCUUCACGUUAGUAGCGAGACAAAACUUCUGGAGAAAGUGAAAAACGAAUUAUUGGUUGUGUAUGCCGAUCAGUUACUUGAGAAGGAGCAUUCUGGAUCCCAUGCUUUGCUUAGAGAUGAUAAGGCUGAAAGUUCAGGCUCGUCUUGCCGGAUGAUACCAUAAUGCAACCAUCAUCCUCUAUUUCAGCAUUUCACCAUGAUGGCCAAGUGUUUACUGGAGUCUUAUUUUUUUUCAUGUUGUGUUAUGUUAUAUGGUCUCUAUGACAAUGUUUCACUAUAGAAGCCAAUAUUUCGCUAUUUUUCAUGACUCUAUAGACGCAUUACACAUGCGGAUGUCUGCAUUUCAUGAUCCUUUGUUAAAUUCUUCAAUAGUAACAAUACUAAAGUAAAAUUUGCUUGGCCUGUCCAGUUUUACA
This is a messenger RNA of Solanum dulcamara, 1314 nucleotides long. RefSeq names its product cullin-1-like. The transcript is spliced from 10 exons. Bases 183 to 1061 code for a protein of 292 amino acids. Gene Ontology annotation, biological process: protein ubiquitination; ubiquitin-dependent protein catabolic process. Gene Ontology annotation, cellular component: cullin-RING ubiquitin ligase complex. Lineage: Eukaryota; Viridiplantae; Streptophyta; Magnoliopsida; Solanales; Solanaceae. The record is from RefSeq and is a predicted model, not a curated record. Gene Ontology annotation, molecular function: ubiquitin protein ligase binding.